Molecule: messenger RNA, 1434 nt
Organism: Apiotrichum porosum
Lineage: Eukaryota; Fungi; Basidiomycota; Tremellomycetes; Trichosporonales; Trichosporonaceae
Gene: CAP1
Product: F-actin-capping protein subunit alpha
Exons: 7
Coding region: 1-1434 (477 amino acids)
Biological process (GO): actin cytoskeleton organization; barbed-end actin filament capping
Cellular component (GO): F-actin capping protein complex; actin cortical patch
Molecular function (GO): actin filament binding
Source: RefSeq, a predicted model, not a curated record
AUGGCCGAGCUCAGUUCCGAAGACAAGGUCAAGCUCGCCGUCUCGCUCAUUGAGCAGUCUCCUCCAGGAGAGGUCAACGAUGUGAUCAACGACAUUCGCGCAAUCAUUGCCGACGACGAUGCCCUCAUGACCUACUCGCAGCCUGCGUUGAGGGCCUACAACCUUGCGCAGUUGCACGCUGUCGAGCACACCGUUGACGGCGGCGCAUCCCAUGUUACUCUCCUGUCUCAUGCGGCGAUUCUCCCCGGCACUGCCGAGGGCGAGGAGCGCUACAUUGACAACGAGGGCGGCCGCUCGUUUGCUUUCGACCACAUCAAGCUGCCCUACGAGCUGCCCGAGGAGGAGGCCGCCUUCCGCGCCGAGCUCUACAAGAGCCUCAAGGCGUACGCCGACAACCACUUCCCCGGCGGCCACAUUAGCGUGGUUACCAGUCAGCACCCUCUCCUCGCUCCGGAGCCUGAGCCCGAGGUCCUGCCUGAGCCUGAGCCGCAGCCCGUGGUCGAGGAGGUGCCGGCACUCCCCUCGUCGCAGAACACAGUGGACGAGGCUGCUGUCGAGGACGAAACCACGAUCCCACCCUCGCCCAUCACGGACGUGAUUGCUGAGCAAGUCGGCAGUGGCUCGCAGGAGCAGGCGCCGACGCCUGCUGUGGAAGGCGCCGCCGAGUCGAUCCUCGUGCACGAGGAGGUGGAUCAGCCUGGAGGGCUGGAGAAGCUCGACAGCGAGAUUGAGGCUGAGAAGGCAAAGGAGGAGAAGGAUGAAGACGAGGACGAGGACAAGGACACCCCUGCUGCUGCUGAGGAGGAGGAGGAGGAGGAGACACCAGAGGCGCCCAAGGAGGCCGCCAUCGAGGAAGAUGCCCAGACGGCAGAGACCGAGCCCGCCGCUGAGCCCGCCGCUGAGCCCGCCGCUGAGCCUAUUGCUGAGCCCGAGGUGGCCGCCGAGGACCCUGUUACUGAGGAGGUCCCAGCACCCAUCCCCGAGCCCAAGGCUCCCCGCGUGCAGUCCCGCAUCGACAACCCGACCUACACCCUGGAGAUUGUCGGCAACCGCUACAACCCCAACAACUUUUGGACGGGCAGGUGGCGCACCCGCUGGGUCGUCGACCAGGCGGCCGGCACCGUGGACGGCGAGCUCAAGAUUGACGCGCACUACUUUGAGCAGGGCAACGUCCAGCUGGCCACGCACCACGCCGCGUCCUUCCCGUGCCCCACCGCCGAGGCCAAGGGCCAGAGCAUCGCCAGCCAAAUCGUCACGUCGCUCUCCAAGAUCGAGGCCGAGUACCAGCUCGAGAUGCACGACGUGUACGCCGAGCUCGGCGACAAGGCGUUCCGCGCACUGCGCCGCGCACUCCCCGUCACCCGCCAGAAGAUUGACUGGGAGAAGGUGUCUGGAUACACCCUCGGCGCGGACCUCAACAAGGCCCGCGCCUAG